This is a messenger RNA of Pygoscelis adeliae (Adelie penguin), 862 nucleotides long. Its product is annotated as 28S ribosomal protein S5, mitochondrial-like. The annotation marks the transcript as partial. The record is from RefSeq and is a predicted model, not a curated record. NCBI's taxonomy places the organism in Eukaryota, Metazoa, Chordata, Aves, Sphenisciformes, Spheniscidae. Gene Ontology annotation, biological process: translation. The transcript has 9 exons. Gene Ontology annotation, molecular function: RNA binding; structural constituent of ribosome. Gene Ontology annotation, cellular component: ribosome.
GGCGAGGCGGUAAUCGCUCGUGGGUCCGUCUCCUGUGGCAAGGGGCCGGCCCGGGCAGUGGCCACGGGAGGAUUUGCUUCUGUGCCAGUGAAAGGGAGUUGCUGUUCAUAUUCUAGCCUGGCGUGGGCUUUCCAGACACAGUGUUCCAUCUCUGCCCCCUGGAAUGUGACAGUCAAGCAAUGCAGACAAAGCAGUUUCUUCAAUACGUUGACAGCUGAUGAGCUAUGGAAAGGAGCUUUGGCAGAGACUGGUGUGGGAGUAAAGAAAGGAAGAGGAAAGAGAAGGAAGAAAAAGCUAAGGAAGAAUCUCAAUAAAGGCCAGGAGAUUGGUGAAGGGCGUUCUGGUUUCCUCUGGCCUGGUCUUAAUGCACCUAUGAUACAAAGUGGUAGAGUCCAGGCAAUUACUCAACGAAAAAAAGAAGAACGAGAGAGAAUUCAGUCUGAAAUUGUUCAGCAGAGAGAUACAUGGGAGAAGAAAAGAAAAAUCAAAAUUAAGAGAGAGGGAGGAUGGAGUGGAAAGUGUUGGGGAGGUGUCGUUCUGGAUCCUCCUGACCCAGGUCCUAAUGGAGAAACUUAUGAAGACUUUGAAACAAGAGUCAUUGAGGUGAAAAAUGUGUUUUGUAUGAAGGCAAAGGAAGGCAGAAAAAAAUCAAUACGUGCCUUAGUGGCUAUUGGAAACGGUAAAGGAGCUGCAGGUUUUGCAAUGGGGAAAGCAAGUGACAGGAUGAAUGCUUUACGGAAAGCAAAGAAUAAAGCAAUACGCUGCUUACAUUUUAUAGAGCUGUAUCAGAACCAGACAAUUUACCAUGACAUUACAGUGAAAUUUAAAAGUACAACCAUCCGCAUGAAGAAGCAAAACAAAG